GACCGUGAGGAUUCUCUAACCCGUGCCCCGGAGUCCCAACCGUCUGAGAGGGUGUCGGACCUCACUGAGGCAAUCCUGGGCCGUUGGCACUAAAAUGUCCCUAAGUGGUGGCACUGCAGGCGGGAAAGGUGUGGACUCUAAUGCGGUGGACACUUACGACAGCGGGGAUGAGUGGGAUAUUGGUGUUGGAAAUCUGAUUAUUGACCUCGACGCUGACUUAGAGAAAGACAAACUUGAGAUGUCUGGUACCAAGGACGGCAUGGCGGCACCACCCAGUGCAGUGGCAGCAUUGCCUGACAACAUCAGGUUUGUUAGUCCAGUGUCUGGCUCUCAAGGCAAGGAAAGCAAAUCCAAAUACAAGCGCAGUAAGAACUCUAAAGACAAUAGUAGCAAAGCUUCAGCUGGAGAUGGGGGCAAAAAAGAAACUACAGGACGGACUCAGGGGGAGCCGACAGGCACAGCAGCAAGUGCAGGAGCUGCUGGCAGUAAUUCCACCUCUGGAAGGAACAUGGAAAAGGGGGGCAAAGCCUCCCGAGGUGUUCUGAGUGGUAAAAAAGAGAAAGAAGUGGCUACUGGGAAAAGUAAGAAGGACAAAACAGAUGGAGCCCCAGUCGUGGCAAUAGCUGCUGCGGAGAAGGAUGUUGUGUCUCAAGCCCACGUCGCUUUGGGGAAUAGUCGUAAUACGUCCUUUGAGAACACACAAUCAACGGACAUGGCAGAAGCCAAUCAAAUGGGGAAUAUUGCACUUGAACCUGUUGGGAUAGUACCAGCAUUGGCCACAAAAACUGAACCAGAGGAGGUGGAAAAUGGUAAUAGUGAAUGCAAGACGCUAAAGAAGGUGAAAAAUGAGAAGAUGGAAUCUCCUGUCUCCACGCCAGCCCCUCCCCCCCUCCACCUCCUGGCCACAGUAGGCAACAGUGAGAUUGCCUCGCCGUGCGAGCAGAUAAUGGUGCGUACACGCUCGGUAGCAGUGAACACAUCCGAUGUGGCCCUGGCUACCGAACCUGAGUGCUUGGGGCCCUGUGAGCCUGGUACCAGUGUCAAUCUCGAAGGCAUCGUGUGGCAGGAAACUGAGGACGGUAUGCUGGUGGUCAAUGUUACUUGGAGAAACAAGACGUAUGUGGGCACCCUGUUGGACUGUACACGGCAUGACUGGGCUCCCCCCAGGUUUUGUGAAUCCCCUACAAGUGAUCUGGAGAUGAGAAAUGGCCGCGGUCGAGGUAAGCGAAUGAGACCGAACAGCAACACCCCUAUCAACGAGAACAGCAACUCAUCUGACAACAAGGGUACCACCAACAACAAGACACGUGCUGCUUCUAACAGCAAGGGCCGAAGGGGCAGCCAGACGCCAUCAGAGCGCCGUACUCCACCGAACAGUAACACAGAGGACAUCAAGGCCAGUCCCUCCUCAGCUGGAAAACGCAAGACCAAACCAGCCUCAGACAUGGAACCGAAUUCCAGCUCAGAGGACACCAAAGGCAACAAACGUAUGCGGACAAACUCCAACAGUGGAGGGGUGGGACCAACAGGUCUGCCUAUCCCUUCUAUUAAGACUGAGCCACUUCCACCUCCCCUCGAUCGCAGCUGCCCCUCUCCAGUUCUUAUUGACUGCCCACACCCUAACUGCAACAAGAAGUACAAGCACAUCAAUGGUCUGAAGUACCACCAAGCCCGUGCCCACAAUGAUGAUGACAUUAAGUUGGACUUAGAUGGAGACAGUGAAUACGGAGAGGAUUCAACUCUCCACCCUGAACCAGGGAACUGUAAUGGAGCCUCUAUCUCUCAGAAAGGAUCCUUGUCUCCAGCACGUUCAGUUACUCCAAAAGGCAGGAACUUUGAUGCUCAAAGUCCUUCCCCAUCUCCUGGCAAGUUUGGUUCAAAGCAGAGUAAAAAGAAAAUUGCUGAGACAGAUCCAGAAACGGGAGGUACACCAAUGGACGGGUGUGAGGAUGGGCCAUGCCUCACUGAUGAGGCCAGUAACGAUGGUUUAGAUGAUAAGAGAGGAUCAGACAAGUCCAAAAAGGGUAGCACUGGCACAAAGGCUGAUAAAAUGGCCCAGAAAAACAUGAAGUCUCCACGGCCCAUUGGCCCUGGCUCUACUGCAUCCCAGCAAAUGUACUCUUUUCCUCCUGGAAACCCAAAUUCUUCCCCAGGGCUUACCCCAAUGAUACAAGGUAUCCCUAAGAGUCCGCAAAUGAAAGGCACACAGCCUAAACCCCCUGCCAUUGGAGAUCCUGCCUCAGGUAGUUCCAAAGACAAGAAGAAGAAAGACAAGAAGAAAAAAGAUAGUGGAAAGGAGGCUGACAGCCCCAAGCCUCCGGGAAAGGGAGGAAAACUAGAGGAAGGAAAGCUUCCAUACUCUGAACCUUCUGAUCAAGGAAACAAGGGGGAAGGACUCCUCAAUGGCUCCUCAGAUCCUCAUCAGAGUCGCUUGGCCAGUAUCAAGGCUGAGGCUGACAAGAUUUACAGCUUUUCUGACAAUGCCCCUAGCCCAUCCAUUGGUGUAGCCAGUCGAAUAGAUGGCAGUGGGAUGCCGCAGCCUCUAACGCCACUUCAUGUGGUGAACCAGAAUGGUGCUGACAAUUCAUCAGUCAAAACUAAUAGCCCAGCAUAUUCAGACAUUUCAGAUGCUGGUGAGGAUGGUGAAGGGAAACUAGAAGGUGUCAAAGUCAGGACAGAGGACCAAGCCAUCAGGGAAAGUGUCAAAAAAGCACUCUUUCCAAACCAGACACCCAACAAAGAGUCCCCGUACUAUGCCGGCUAUGAUGCGUAUUACUCACCCAAUUACGUCAACCCCAGUCCCAGCGGGCCCAAUCAAGGCACGCCAGUGGCUGAAGGUCAGGUUAAGAUCAAAAGGGAUGAUGACCAAGACCAAGUUGAGGAGAAAGUCAAAGUGGAGGUUCAUGAAGACCGCAAACCUGACAGCAGUCAGCAACAGCAACCCUCAGUCAUCCAACAGCGAUCCAACAUGUACAUGCAACCUCUUUACUACAACCAGUAUGCUUAUGUCCCCCCAUAUGCAUACCAUCCCGAUCAAGCCUACCAUAACCACUUGAUGAACACCAACCCAGCCUACCGGCAACAGUAUGAGGAGCGGCAGCGACAGAUGGCUGAACAGCAUCGUGCUGCUGAGAAAAAGUCAGAUGUAGCCAUAAAAGAACGAGAAGCCUCCAUGAAGGAGGAGUGGAAACAAAAAAGCCCAAUGCCACCAAGCCUCUCCAAAGCCCCAAGUCAGUCAGACCUCGGAAAAACGCCACAGCCCCCAGGAAAAUCAAGGGACUCGCCCUCUGAACCCUCUUCGAAAACUAUUGGAAGCAUAAAAGGGGAGGACCAGAAGUCCCAGCAAGCUGAGGGGCUAAAGAUGAAGCUGACUGAAGGGGGCCACCAUGUAAAGGAAGACUCCAAGCAAACACUGGAGUCCAGAGGUCAAGCAGGGAUGGAGCAGGCCAUAUGGUACAGACAGCAACAACAACCUCGAUGGAAAGACGAAAGGGACAGAGAACGGGAACGUGAUCGUAAAUUAAAAGACGAUAGGCCCAGGCCCAAGGACAAUCAAAGUGGGCCCAAGGAGGACGGCAAAGAGGGUUGCGAUCCCAGAAUCACUUCUGAGGACCACCGGGCUAUGAGCAAAGACUCUCGUUCCAAUCCCCACAUGCAGUUUUCAUCACCACUAGCGCAGCACCAAGGCUACAUGCCCUACAUGCAUGGUUACCCCUAUGGACAAGGCUAUGACCCCAACCACCCUGGAUACAGGGGCAUGCCCUCAGUCAUGAUGCAGAAUUACCCAGGUUCUUACCUACCCGGAGGUUAUCCGUUUUCUCCAUAUGGUAGUAAAAUAGCCGGAGGUGAGGAAGGCAACGACAAAUCUCGUGCUAGCCCCACUGUCACCAAAACGGCAACAGACUCCAAAGCCUUGGAUAUCCUGCAUCAGCACGCCAGCCAAUACAAGAGCAAAUCCCCCACAGUAGGUGACAAGCCGCCCCACGACAGGGAGAGGGAGCAGGACAGAGGAGCUGCUGGAGACAGAGAACGGGAAAGGGAGCGUGAGAGGGAAAGAGAAAGAGACGUGGACCGACCGCGCUCCUCCCCCUCCCAGCGUAUCAUGCCCUCUCACCACCACCUAGGAUACCCCCUGCUCUCAGGGCAAUAUGACCUGUCCUACGCCACAGGUCUCUCCUCAUCAGCUAUUGUUGCCAGCCAACAAGCAGCAACCCCCCCCCUCUAUCCACCACCACAGAGGUGA
Molecule: messenger RNA, 4243 nt
Organism: Seriola dumerili (greater amberjack)
Lineage: Eukaryota; Metazoa; Chordata; Actinopteri; Carangiformes; Carangidae
Gene: znf609
Product: zinc finger protein 609
Biological process (GO): regulation of transcription by RNA polymerase II
Cellular component (GO): nucleus
Source: RefSeq, a predicted model, not a curated record